Molecule: messenger RNA, 1710 nt
Organism: Vespa crabro (European hornet)
Lineage: Eukaryota; Metazoa; Arthropoda; Insecta; Hymenoptera; Vespidae
Product: mediator of RNA polymerase II transcription subunit 13-like
Exons: 2
Coding region: 1-1668 (555 amino acids)
Source: RefSeq, a predicted model, not a curated record
AUGGAAUUAUUGAUCAUUUUAUUGUUAUGCCCAAUUGCAUUUGGGCAAAAUCAUCAAAAGGUCAACGACCCGAACGAGGAGCCCUUUUUGCCAAUAUUUCCAAUAUAUCCUUACAAUCCAAAAUUAAUAAAAAGAGGAAUUGAAAAAGAAACUGAGACACAAUUGACAGCAGAAUUAUACGCUCCUAAAGUUGACGCAAAAGAUUCUUAUACGCCGAAUUACAAUAGUAAUUAUCAAAAGGAUCCUUAUUAUCCUAAUUACGAUCCUUAUCAGAAAACCUAUCCGUCCUCCACGACAUCUUAUUCUCCUUAUUACAAUAAUAAUCCUCAGGCAACAACAACUGCUUCGUAUUCGACUUUACCUUAUAACAUUUAUAAUACUUAUACAAAUCCUUAUACUACUUCUACGUCGCACACUUCAAUCCCAUCAACAGCUUACUCUACCUCGUCUUAUUCCACCACUGCUUAUCCAUCUCAUUAUUCAUCUAACUCAUAUACCGGAGCAUCAUACCAACCUCCGCCAUAUGUACCUGUUCCAAAUUAUUAUUACCAACAGCCUUAUUAUUAUCCCUCUUAUUAUGCACCGCCUCUUUUCCCACCCCCAUCACCGCCACUUCCACCUUUUCUACAUCCCGACUAUUCUAAAGAUUCGGAUGACAAGGAUAGUUACGAGAAUGAUUCGAAGAAAAGUGAAAAGAUUCAAAAGUCUAAAAAGGAUGAUAAAAGUCGAGAUACUUCUGGCGAUAAAUACACGAACGACGGAAACUAUAUCACCUCGAAUACGAACGAUCUUGACAGUCAAUCGAGCAGUUACAAAGUGGCCAAUUCGUACAAUCAAUUGGAACAAACGAACGAACCUCGGGAAAAAUCUUCUGGAUCUGGAACGUAUAAAAUUGUCAAUAUUAGAACACAACCGAGCGAUACUGAAUAUUCGAUAGCAGCGACAUACGCAAAAACUCAACAAUUGGAACAAUUAAUGAGACAAACUUUAGCAAAGUUCUUGGCCGAGAAUACAGCUCGACAAAUUAUUCGAUAUCCCACGUAUGAUAAUAAACAAAAUCAAUUGAUCAAGGCUAACGAGUUGUCUUAUGGGAAUUUAAAUAAUUACGAUAACAAUAACGCGCAGAAUUUUGUUCCUGUAAAUAAUGGGAUCGCGAAGACUGGCUUAAGUUAUGUCGUUAAUCCAAAUGCUCUUGAAAACUUUAAUUCUGGCUCAAUUGUCCCUCGUCAAGUCCUUGAAACAACACCAACCACUUUAACUACAAGUACUAAAUAUUUGAACGAUCAAUAUCUUCGUAAACCAAUAACGUUAGUAUCUUUACAACAAUCACAAGGGACGUAUAUACCACCUAACAAAUCCAUUAAAUCGUCAGUUUCAACUCAAUCGUCCAAUUACGAUGGUUACGAGAAUGAAAAUAUUCGAAUUAAUCAAAAUUACGAUAGUCCUUUGGACGAUACCGCAGGGAAGCAGGAGGAAGGAUAUAGACAAGAUCAAACGUCGUCAGAUUACAAAACUCAAAAUUUCGUUACUGUACAAACGCCACAAACAUACAGUUAUCAGUAUGCGAGUUAUCAUCCUCAACAAACGACUAAUCAUCAAGAAACUCAGGAAUACGACGAUAACACCAGCGACGUAGAAUUUGGAGCGAAGCAAAGUAAUAAAGGUUAAACAUCGUUUAGAAUUUAAUGAGGAUCUUUGAGAUUGGAGUUA